UCGAUUCAAUAAUGUCGAACUGCAAAUGCAGUCAUCUCUUUCUGCCGUUUGCUUAAUCCACACUCAAACUCAUUGGUCUCCUCUAAACACCACCAAACGAACGUGGGGGCAUUCUCUGUUUUCGUGGGCUUCCGCUUCAAGAAACGCACAUUCCCUUCCAUCGCCAUCUUCCUUCUUCCCUUCAUAUUAUACCUUUGAGGCAGAGACCCAGUUCUCCUUUCGCAUGCCCAUCGUUCAAAAUCACAUCUUUUUCCCGAAUUCCUGCGGAUUUCCCCAUACCCAUUAUGCUUUCCUGGAGACUUUUCCUUCUCUUUCCCCUUCUCUGUCUGUCCCUCGCCGAGGAAACGCCCGCUUCUCACGCGCUCCCUCGCCCUCUGAUCAUCGAAUACCCCGCGAGCGCGAAGGAGGUCGACGAGGGACAGGUCAGGCUGCAGUGUGAUAGCUGGAGAUUCGCUGUCGAGGCCAACAAUGUCAAUCCGUGGAAGACGAUCCCGCAGGAGUGCGCGGAUUACGUGAGGGACUACUUGUUGGGCAAAGCGUACGGCUUCGAUCUCGAUAGGGUGUCGAACGAGGCCGGAGUCUUUGCGGGCAGCGUGGAAUUGGGUGGGGACGGGAAGGAUGCGUGGAUCUUCGACAUUGACGAGACUCUGCUCUCCAAUCUUCCUUACUACGCCGAGCACGGUUUCGGCUUGGAGGUGUUUGAUCCGGUCGAGUUUGACAAGUGGGUUGACAAGGCGGAGGCACUGGGGAUACAGCCAAGUCUGGAGCUCUAUGAGCAAGUGCUGGGCUUGGGUUUCAAGGUCUUCCUGCUCACCGGGCGUAGUGAAAACCAAAGAAGUGUCACCGUUGAAAACCUGAUCAAUGCUGGGUUUCGGAAUUGGGACAAGCUCAUAUUGAGAGCAUCUGAUGAUCACGCCAAACGAGCAGUGGCGUACAAAUCGGAGAAGAGGGAUGAAAUGGUGAGGGAGGGAUACAGGAUUCUUGGGAACUCUGGAGACCAGUGGAGUGAUCUACUGGGUUCCUCAAUGUCCAUUCGCUCCUUCAAGCUUCCUAAUCCCAUGUAUUACAUUCCCUAGAGCACCCCUUUCUAGGAAAAUGUGGUUGCUCAUUGUAUUCUUCGGAUGGUGAAAGCAAUCCGCAGUUAACAAACAUGUGAAUCUGCUUUAGCCUAAUGGCUUAAUACUAUGUAAAUGCAACAAAGAGAUUGUAGUCA
This is a messenger RNA of Syzygium oleosum, 1213 nucleotides long. Its product is annotated as acid phosphatase 1-like. NCBI's taxonomy places the organism in Eukaryota, Viridiplantae, Streptophyta, Magnoliopsida, Myrtales, Myrtaceae. The record is from RefSeq and is a predicted model, not a curated record. Bases 285 to 1076 code for a protein of 263 amino acids. The transcript is spliced from 3 exons. Gene Ontology annotation, molecular function: acid phosphatase activity.